Molecule: messenger RNA, 37989 nt
Organism: Danio rerio (zebrafish)
Lineage: Eukaryota; Metazoa; Chordata; Actinopteri; Cypriniformes; Danionidae
Source: RefSeq, a predicted model, not a curated record
UUUCUAUUGGUAAUUUGAAGGUGAUCAGUUUCCAAGUGGUUUUAGCCUACAAUGUUCAUCGCUCUUUUGUCCUGAUCUAUUAUGGAAAUGUUGCACAAAAAGGACAACCAUGGCAGGCUGGCUAUAGCACCGUGGACUCUGUCAGUUCCUUCACAACUCCAACAAACAGCGUCUCAGAACUGUCAUCAAGCAGUAAUGUCAACGUAACAGGUUUCUGGGCUUUGCAAGUUGAUGGCUCACCAAACUUGCCAGCUAAUUUCCUACCAUUUGGGAAUGGAGAAGUUGUAACCCCCCGUUCGGAUAAUGCCAGCUCUGAAGCCAUUGUAUUGCAGCAGCCUUUCAAAUAUUUUGGACGCACACUGAAUCAGACCUAUGUGAAUAACAAUGGCCUCCUAACGUUUACCAAACCACCGACCGACUGCAUUCCCCUUCUGAAUUCUGGAAGAGACGUCAUCGCUCCGCUUUGGACUCACUUUGACAACAGACAGGGCGGAACCAUUUCUUAUAGGGAGGAUACAAGCAGUGCUGUACUGGCACAAGUCACUGCAGCUGUUAAACAAUAUUUCCCUAACAUAGCUUUUACAGCUUUGUCAGCUUUUGUUGUUACUUGGGACAGCGUACCAUACUAUAAUGGUGCAGGGGUGGCUACUUUCCAAGUGGUUUUAGUCUCCAGUGUUCAGCGCUCUUUUAUCCUGCUGAACUAUGGAAAUAUCUCAGAGCCCAAACAAACCUGGGUGGCUGGUUAUGGCUCGGUGGAUUCUGUCAAUUCUUUCACAAUUGAAGUAUCAAAUGCCUCAGCACUCUCAUACAGCAGCAAUACCAAUGUGAAUGGUCGCUCCUCUUUCCAAGUUGAUGGCACACCAAACUUGCCAAGCAAUUUCCUACCUUCAGGGGAUGGUGAAGUUUUGAACCCCACUUCUGAUGAUGGAAGCUCAAGUGCCAUUUUCUUACAGCAGCCUUUCAAAUACUUUGGACGUACAUAUAAUCAGAUCUUUCUGAACAGCAAUGGGUUUCUAACAUUUACUGGGCCGCUGUCUGCCUACAACUCCUCUCUGGUUUCUGGAAGAGACAUUAUUGCUCCUCUUUGGACUCAACUUGACAGUAGACAUGGAGGAACCAUCUCCUAUAUCAAUAUUGCAAGCAGUAAAGUACUGGCACAAGUCAACACAGUGGUCAAGCAAAAUUUCCCUAACAUACCUUUUGCAGCUACAUCAGCAUUUGUUGCCACCUGGGACAGUGUGCCCUACUAUAAUGGUGGAGGGGUGGUCAGUUUCCAAGUGGUUUUAGCCUACAAUGUUCAUCGCUCUUUUGUCCUGAUCUAUUAUGGAAAUGUUGCACAAAAAGGACAACCAUGGCAGGCUGGCUAUAGCACCGUGGACUCUGUCAGUUCCUUCACAACUCCAACAAACAGCGUCUCAGAACUGUCAUCAAGCAGUAAUGUCAACGUAACAGGUUUCUGGGCUUUGCAAGUUGAUGGCUCACCAAACUUGCCAGCUAAUUUCCUACCAUUUGGGAAUGGAGAAAUAGUAACCCCCCGUUUGGAUAAUGCCAGCUCUGAAGCCAUUGUAUUGCAGCAGCCUUUCAAAUAUUUUGGACGCACACUGAAUCAGACCUAUGUGAAUAACAAUGGCCUCCUAACGUUUACCAAACCACCGACCGACUGCAUUCCCCUUCUGAAUUCUGGAAGAGACGUCAUCGCUCCGCUUUGGACUCACUUUGACAACAGACAGGGCGGAACCAUUUCUUAUAGGGAGGAUACAAGCAGUGCUGUACUGGCACAAGUCACUGCAGCUGUUAAACAAUAUUUCCUUAACGCAGCUUUUACAGCUUUGUCAGCUUUUGUUGUUACUUGGGACAGCGUGCCAUACUAUAAUGGUGCAGGGGUGGCUACUUUCCAAGUGGUUUUAGUCUCCAGUGUUCAGCGCUCUUUUAUCCUGCUGAACUAUGGAAAUAUCUCAGAGCCCAAACAAACCUGGGUGGCUGGUUAUGGCACAGUGGACUCUGUCAAUUCUUUCACAAUUGAAGUAUCAAAUGCCUCAGCACUCUCAUACAGCAGCAAUACCAAUGUGAAUGGUCGCUCCUCUUUCCAAGUUGAUGGCACACCAAACUUGCCAAGCAAUUUCCUACCUUCAGGAAAUGGUGAAGUUGUGAACCCCACUUCUGAUGAUGGAAGCUCAAGUGCCAUUUUCUUACAGCAGCCUUUCAAAUACUUUGGACGUACAUAUAAUCAGAUCUUUCUGAACAGCAAUGGGUUUCUAACAUUUACUGAGCCGCUGUCUGCCUACAACUCCUCUCUGGUUUCUGGAAGAGACCUCAUUGCUCCUCUUUGGACUCAACUUGACAGUAGACAUGGAGGAACCAUCUCCUAUAUCAAUAUUGCAAGCAGUAAAGUACUGGCACAAGUCAACACAGUGGUCAAGCAAAAUUUCCCUAACAUACCUUUUGCAGCUACAUCAGCAUUUGUUGCCACCUGGGACAGUGUGCCCUACUAUAAUGGUGGAGGGGUGGUCAGUUUCCAAGUGGUUUUAGCCUACAAUGUUCAUCGCUCUUUUGUCCUGAUCUAUUAUGGAAAUGUUGCACAAAAAGGACAACCAUGGCAGGCUGGCUAUAGCACCGUGGACUCUGUCAGUUCCUUCACAACUCCAACAAACAGCGUCUCAGAACUGUCAUCAAGCAGUAAUGUCAAUGUAACAGGUUUCUGGGCUUUGCAAGUUGAUGGCUCACCAAACUUGCCAGCUAAUUUCCUACCAUUUGGGAAUGGAGAAGUUGUAACCCCCCGUUCGGAUAAUGCCAGCUCUGAAGCCAUUGUAUUGCAGCAGCCUUUCAAAUAUUUUGGACGCACACUGAAUCAGACCUAUGUGAAUAACAAUGGCCUCCUAACGUUUACCAAACCACCGACCGACUGCAUUCCCCUUCUGAAUUCUGGAAGAGACGUCAUCGCUCCGCUUUGGACUCACUUUGACAACAGACAGGGCGGAACCAUUUCUUAUAGGGAGGAUACAAGCAGUGCUGUACUGGCACAAGUCACUGCAGCUGUUAAACAAUAUUUCCCUAACAUAGCUUUUACAGCUUUGUCAGCUUUUGUUGUUACUUGGGACAGCGUACCAUACUAUAAUGGUGCAGGGGUGGCUACUUUCCAAGUGGUUUUAGUCUCCAGUGUUCAGCGCUCUUUUAUCCUGCUGAACUAUGGAAAUAUCUCAGAGCCCAAACAAACCUGGGUGGCUGGUUAUGGCUCGGUGGAUUCUGUCAAUUCUUUCACAAUUGAAGUAUCAAAUGCCUCAGCACUCUCAUACAGCAGCAAUACCAAUGUGAAUGGUCGCUCCUCUUUCCAAGUUGAUGGCACACCAAACUUGCCAAGCAAUUUCCUACCUUCAGGGGAUGGUGAAGUUUUGAACCCCACUUCUGAUGAUGGAAGCUCAAGUGCCAUUUUCUUACAGCAGCCUUUCAAAUACUUUGGACGUACAUAUAAUCAGAUCUUUCUGAACAGCAAUGGGUUUCUAACAUUUACUGGGCCGCUGUCUGCCUACAACUCCUCUCUGGUUUCUGGAAGAGACAUUAUUGCUCCUCUUUGGACUCAACUUGACAGUAGACAUGGAGGAACCAUCUCCUAUAUCAAUAUUGCAAGCAGUAAAGUACUGGCACAAGUCAACACAGUGGUCAAGCAAAAUUUCCCUAACAUACCUUUUGCAGCUACAUCAGCAUUUGUUGCCACCUGGGACAGUGUGCCCUACUAUAAUGGUGGAGGGGUGGUCAGUUUCCAAGUGGUUUUAGCCUACAAUGUUCAUCGCUCUUUUGUCCUGAUCUAUUAUGGAAAUGUUGCACAAAAAGGACAACCAUGGCAGGCUGGCUAUAGCACCGUGGACUCUGUCAGUUCCUUCACAACUCCAACAAACAGCGUCUCAGAACUGUCAUCAAGCAGUAAUGUCAACGUAACAGGUUUCUGGGCUUUGCAAGUUGAUGGCUCACCAAACUUGCCAGCUAAUUUCCUACCAUUUGGGAAUGGAGAAAUAGUAACCCCCCGUUUGGAUAAUGCCAGCUCUGAAGCCAUUGUAUUGCAGCAGCCUUUCAAAUAUUUUGGACGCACACUGAAUCAGACCUAUGUGAAUAACAAUGGCCUCCUAACGUUUACCAAACCACCGACCGACUGCAUUCCCCUUCUGAAUUCUGGAAGAGACGUCAUCGCUCCGCUUUGGACUCACUUUGACAACAGACAGGGCGGAACCAUUUCUUAUAGGGAGGAUACAAGCAGUGCUGUACUGGCACAAGUCACUGCAGCUGUUAAACAAUAUUUCCUUAACGCAGCUUUUACAGCUUUGUCAGCUUUUGUUGUUACUUGGGACAGCGUGCCAUACUAUAAUGGUGCAGGGGUGGCUACUUUCCAAGUGGUUUUAGUCUCCAGUGUUCAGCGCUCUUUUAUCCUGCUGAACUAUGGAAAUAUCUCAGAGCCCAAACAAACCUGGGUGGCUGGUUAUGGCACAGUGGACUCUGUCAAUUCUUUCACAAUUGAAGUAUCAAAUGCCUCAGCACUCUCAUACAGCAGCAAUACCAAUGUGAAUGGUCGCUCCUCUUUCCAAGUUGAUGGCACACCAAACUUGCCAAGCAAUUUCCUACCUUCAGGAAAUGGUGAAGUUGUGAACCCCACUUCUGAUGAUGGAAGCUCAAGUGCCAUUUUCUUACAGCAGCCUUUCAAAUACUUUGGACGUACAUAUAAUCAGAUCUUUCUGAACAGCAAUGGGUUUCUAACAUUUACUGAGCCGCUGUCUGCCUACAACUCCUCUCUGGUUUCUGGAAGAGACCUCAUUGCUCCUCUUUGGACUCAACUUGACAGUAGACAUGGAGGAACCAUCUCCUAUAUCAAUAUUGCAAGCAGUAAAGUACUGGCACAAGUCAACACAGUGGUCAAGCAAAAUUUCCCUAACAUACCUUUUGCAGCUACAUCAGCAUUUGUUGCCACCUGGGACAGUGUGCCCUACUAUAAUGGUGGAGGGGUGGUCAGUUUCCAAGUGGUUUUAGCCUACAAUGUUCAUCGCUCUUUUGUCCUGAUCUAUUAUGGAAAUGUUGCACAAAAAGGACAACCAUGGCAGGCUGGCUAUAGCACCGUGGACUCUGUCAGUUCCUUCACAACUCCAACAAACAGCGUCUCAGAACUGUCAUCAAGCAGUAAUGUCAAUGUAACAGGUUUCUGGGCUUUGCAAGUUGAUGGCUCACCAAACUUGCCAGCUAAUUUCCUACCAUUUGGGAAUGGAGAAAUUGUAACCCCCCGUUCGGAUAAUGCCAGCUCUGAUGCCAUUGUAUUGCAGCAGCCUUUCAAAUAUUUUGGACGCACACUGAAUCAGACCUAUGUGAAUAACAAUGGCCUCCUAACAUUUACCAAACCACCGACCGACUGCAUUCCCCUUCUGAAUUCUGGAAGAGACGUCAUCGCUCCACUUUGGACUCACUUUGACAACAGACAGGGCGGAACCAUUUCUUAUAGGGAGGAUACAAGCAGUGCUGUACUGGCACAAGUCACUGCAGCUGUUAAACAAUAUUUCCCUAACAUAGCUUUUACAGCUUUGUCAGCUUUUGUUGUUACUUGGGACAGCGUGCCAUACUAUAAUGGUGCAGGGGUGGCUACUUUCCAAGUGGUUUUAGUCUCCAGUGUUCAGCGCUCUUUUAUCCUGCUGAACUAUGGAAAUAUCUCAGAGCCCAAACAAACCUGGGUGGCUGGUUAUGGCUCGGUGGAUUCUGUCAAUUCUUUCACAAUUGAAGUAUCAAAUGCCUCAGCACUCUCAUACAGCAGCAAUACCAAUGUGAAUGGUCGCUCCUCUUUCCAAGUUGAUGGCACACCAAACUUGCCAAGCAAUUUCCUACCUUCAGGGGAUGGUGAAGUUUUGAACCCCACUUCUGAUGAUGGAAGCUCAAGUGCCAUUUUCUUACAGCAGCCUUUCAAAUACUUUGGACGUACAUAUAAUCAGAUCUUUCUGAACAGCAAUGGGUUUCUAACAUUUACUGGGCCGCUGUCUGCCUACAACUCCUCUCUGGUUUCUGGAAGAGACAUUAUUGCUCCUCUUUGGACUCAACUUGACAGUAGACAUGGAGGAACCAUCUCCUAUAUCAAUACUGCAAGCAGUAAAGUACUGGCACAAGUCAACACAGUGGUCAAGCAAAAUUUCCCUAACAUACCUUUUGCAGCUACAUCAGCAUUUGUUGCCACCUGGGACAGUGUGCCCUACUAUAAUGGUGGAGGGGUGGUCAGUUUCCAAGUGGUUUUAGCCUACAAUGUUCAUCGCUCUUUUGUCCUGAUCUAUUAUGGAAAUGUUGCACAAAAAGGACAACCAUGGCAGGCUGGCUAUAGCACCGUGGACUCUGUCAGUUCCUUCACAACUCCAACAAACAGCGUCUCAGAACUGUCAUCAAGCAGUAAUGUCAACGUAACAGGUUUCUGGGCUUUGCAAGUUGAUGGCUCACCAAACUUGCCAGCUAAUUUCCUACCAUUUGGGAAUGGAGAAAUAGUAACUCCCCGUUUGGAUAAUGCCAGCUCUGAAGCCAUUGUAUUGCAGCAGCCUUUCAAAUAUUUUGGACGCACACUGAAUCAGACCUAUGUGAAUAACAAUGGCCUCCUAACGUUUACCAAACCACCGACCGACUGCAUUCCCCUUCUGAAUUCUGGAAGAGACGUCAUCGCUCCGCUUUGGACUCACUUUGACAACAGACAGGGCGGAACCAUUUCUUAUAGGGAGGAUACAAGCAGUGCUGUACUGGCACAAGUCACUGCAGCUGUUAAACAAUAUUUCCUUAACGCAGCUUUUACAGCUUUGUCAGCUUUUGUUGUUACUUGGGACAGCGUGCCAUACUAUAAUGGUGCAGGGGUGGCUACUUUCCAAGUGGUUUUAGUCUCCAGUGUUCAGCGCUCUUUUAUCCUGCUGAACUAUGGAAAUAUCUCAGAGCCCAAACAAACCUGGGUGGCUGGUUAUGGCACAGUGGACUCUGUCAAUUCUUUCACAAUUGAAGUAUCAAAUGCCUCAGCACUCUCAUACAGCAGCAAUACCAAUGUGAAUGGUCGCUCCUCUUUCCAAGUUGAUGGCACACCAAACUUGCCAAGCAAUUUCCUACCUUCAGGAAAUGGUGAAGUUGUGAACCCCACUUCUGAUGAUGGAAGCUCAAGUGCCAUUUUCUUACAGCAGCCUUUCAAAUACUUUGGACGUACAUAUAAUCAGAUCUUUCUGAACAGCAAUGGGUUUCUAACAUUUACUGAGCCGCUGUCUGCCUACAACUCCUCUCUGGUUUCUGGAAGAGACCUCAUUGCUCCUCUUUGGACUCAACUUGACAGUAGACAUGGAGGAACCAUCUCCUAUAUCAAUAUUGCAAGCAGUAAAGUACUGGCACAAGUCAACACAGUGGUCAAGCAAAAUUUCCCUAACAUACCUUUUGCAGCUACAUCAGCAUUUGUUGCCACCUGGGACAGUGUGCCCUACUAUAAUGGUGGAGGGGUGGUCAGUUUCCAAGUGGUUUUAGCCUACAAUGUUCAUCGCUCUUUUGUCCUGAUCUAUUAUGGAAAUGUUGCACAAAAAGGACAACCAUGGCAGGCUGGCUAUAGCACCGUGGACUCUGUCAGUUCCUUCACAACUCCAACAAACAGCGUCUCAGAACUGUCAUCAAGCAGUAAUGUCAAUGUAACAGGUUUCUGGGCUUUGCAAGUUGAUGGCUCACCAAACUUGCCAGCUAAUUUCCUACCAUUUGGGAAUGGAGAAAUUGUAACCCCCCGUUCGGAUAAUGCCAGCUCUGAUGCCAUUGUAUUGCAGCAGCCUUUCAAAUAUUUUGGACGCACACUGAAUCAGACCUAUGUGAAUAACAAUGGCCUCCUAACAUUUACCAAACCACCGACCGACUGCAUUCCCCUUCUGAAUUCUGGAAGAGACGUCAUCGCUCCACUUUGGACUCACUUUGACAACAGACAGGGCGGAACCAUUUCUUAUAGGGAGGAUACAAGCAGUGCUGUACUGGCACAAGUCACUGCAGCUGUUAAACAAUAUUUCCCUAACAUAGCUUUUACAGCUUUGUCAGCUUUUGUUGUUACUUGGGACAGCGUGCCAUACUAUAAUGGUGCAGGGGUGGCUACUUUCCAAGUGGUUUUAGUCUCCAGUGUUCAGCGCUCUUUUAUCCUGCUGAACUAUGGAAAUAUCUCAGAGCCCAAACAAACCUGGGUGGCUGGUUAUGGCUCGGUGGAUUCUGUCAAUUCUUUCACAAUUGAAGUAUCAAAUGCCUCAGCACUCUCAUACAGCAGCAAUACCAAUGUGAAUGGUCGCUCCUCUUUCCAAGUUGAUGGCACACCAAACUUGCCAAGCAAUUUCCUACCUUCAGGGGAUGGUGAAGUUUUGAACCCCACUUCUGAUGAUGGAAGCUCAAGUGCCAUUUUCUUACAGCAGCCUUUCAAAUACUUUGGACGUACAUAUAAUCAGAUCUUUCUGAACAGCAAUGGGUUUCUAACAUUUACUGGGCCGCUGUCUGCCUACAACUCCUCUCUGGUUUCUGGAAGAGACAUUAUUGCUCCUCUUUGGACUCAACUUGACAGUAGACAUGGAGGAACCAUCUCCUAUAUCAAUACUGCAAGCAGUAAAGUACUGGCACAAGUCAACACAGUGGUCAAGCAAAAUUUCCCUAACAUACCUUUUGCAGCUACAUCAGCAUUUGUUGCCACCUGGGACAGUGUGCCCUACUAUAAUGGUGGAGGGGUGGUCAGUUUCCAAGUGGUUUUAGCCUACAAUGUUCAUCGCUCUUUUGUCCUGAUCUAUUAUGGAAAUGUUGCACAAAAAGGACAACCAUGGCAGGCUGGCUAUAGCACCGUGGACUCUGUCAGUUCCUUCACAACUCCAACAAACAGCGUCUCAGAACUGUCAUCAAGCAGUAAUGUCAAUGUAACAGGUUUCUGGGCUUUGCAAGUUGAUGGCUCACCAAACUUGCCAGCUAAUUUCCUACCAUUUGGGAAUGGAGAAAUUGUAACCCCCCGUUCGGAUAAUGCCAGCUCUGAUGCCAUUGUAUUGCAGCAGCCUUUCAAAUAUUUUGGACGCACACUGAAUCAGACCUAUGUGAAUAACAAUGGCCUCCUAACAUUUACCAAACCACCGACCGACUGCAUUCCCCUUCUGAAUUCUGGAAGAGACGUCAUCGCUCCACUUUGGACUCACUUUGACAACAGACAGGGCGGAACCAUUUCUUAUAGGGAGGAUACAAGCAGUGCUGUACUGGCACAAGUCACUGCAGCUGUUAAACAAUAUUUCCCUAACAUAGCUUUUACAGCUUUGUCAGCUUUUGUUGUUACUUGGGACAGCGUGCCAUACUAUAAUGGUGCAGGGGUGGCUACUUUCCAAGUGGUUUUAGUCUCCAGUGUUCAGCGCUCUUUUAUCCUGCUGAACUAUGGAAAUAUCUCAGAGCCCAAACAAACCUGGGUGGCUGGUUAUGGCUCGGUGGAUUCUGUCAAUUCUUUCACAAUUGAAGUAUCAAAUGCCUCAGCACUCUCAUACAGCAGCAAUACCAAUGUGAAUGGUCGCUCCUCUUUCCAAGUUGAUGGCACACCAAACUUGCCAAGCAAUUUCCUACCUUCAGGGGAUGGUGAAGUUUUGAACCCCACUUCUGAUGAUGGAAGCUCAAGUGCCAUUUUCUUACAGCAGCCUUUCAAAUACUUUGGACGUACAUAUAAUCAGAUCUUUCUGAACAGCAAUGGGUUUCUAACAUUUACUGGGCCGCUGUCUGCCUACAACUCCUCUCUGGUUUCUGGAAGAGACAUUAUUGCUCCUCUUUGGACUCAACUUGACAGUAGACAUGGAGGAACCAUCUCCUAUAUCAAUACUGCAAGCAGUAAAGUACUGGCACAAGUCAACACAGUGGUCAAGCAAAAUUUCCCUAACAUACCUUUUGCAGCUACAUCAGCAUUUGUUGCCACCUGGGACAGUGUGCCCUACUAUAAUGGUGGAGGGGUGGUCAGUUUCCAAGUGGUUUUAGCCUACAAUGUUCAUCGCUCUUUUGUCCUGAUCUAUUAUGGAAAUGUUGCACAAAAAGGACAACCAUGGCAGGCUGGCUAUAGCACCGUGGACUCUGUCAGUUCCUUCACAACUCCAACAAACAGCGUCUCAGAACUGUCAUCAAGCAGUAAUGUCAACGUAACAGGUUUCUGGGCUUUGCAAGUUGAUGGCUCACCAAACUUGCCAGCUAAUUUCCUACCAUUUGGGAAUGGAGAAAUAGUAACUCCCCGUUUGGAUAAUGCCAGCUCUGAAGCCAUUGUAUUGCAGCAGCCUUUCAAAUAUUUUGGACGCACACUGAAUCAGACCUAUGUGAAUAACAAUGGCCUCCUAACGUUUACCAAACCACCGACCGACUGCAUUCCCCUUCUGAAUUCUGGAAGAGACGUCAUCGCUCCGCUUUGGACUCACUUUGACAACAGACAGGGCGGAACCAUUUCUUAUAGGGAGGAUACAAGCAGUGCUGUACUGGCACAAGUCACUGCAGCUGUUAAACAAUAUUUCCUUAACGCAGCUUUUACAGCUUUGUCAGCUUUUGUUGUUACUUGGGACAGCGUGCCAUACUAUAAUGGUGCAGGGGUGGCUACUUUCCAAGUGGUUUUAGUCUCCAGUGUUCAGCGCUCUUUUAUCCUGCUGAACUAUGGAAAUAUCUCAGAGCCCAAACAAACCUGGGUGGCUGGUUAUGGCACAGUGGACUCUGUCAAUUCUUUCACAAUUGAAGUAUCAAAUGCCUCAGCACUCUCAUACAGCAGCAAUACCAAUGUGAAUGGUCGCUCCUCUUUCCAAGUUGAUGGCACACCAAACUUGCCAAGCAAUUUCCUACCUUCAGGAAAUGGUGAAGUUGUGAACCCCACUUCUGAUGAUGGAAGCUCAAGUGCCAUUUUCUUACAGCAGCCUUUCAAAUACUUUGGACGUACAUAUAAUCAGAUCUUUCUGAACAGCAAUGGGUUUCUAACAUUUACUGAGCCGCUGUCUGCCUACAACUCCUCUCUGGUUUCUGGAAGAGACCUCAUUGCUCCUCUUUGGACUCAACUUGACAGUAGACAUGGAGGAACCAUCUCCUAUAUCAAUAUUGCAAGCAGUAAAGUACUGGCACAAGUCAACACAGUGGUCAAGCAAAAUUUCCCUAACAUACCUUUUGCAGCUACAUCAGCAUUUGUUGCCACCUGGGACAGUGUGCCCUACUAUAAUGGUGGAGGGGUGGUCAGUUUCCAAGUGGUUUUAGCCUACAAUGUUCAUCGCUCUUUUGUCCUGAUCUAUUAUGGAAAUGUUGCACAAAAAGGACAACCAUGGCAGGCUGGCUAUAGCACCGUGGACUCUGUCAGUUCCUUCACAACUCUAACAAACAGCGUCUCAGAACUGUCAUCAAGCAGUAAUGUCAAUGUAACAGGUUUCUGGGCUUUGCAAGUUGAUGGCUCACCAAACUUGCCAGCUAAUUUCCUACCAUUUGGGAAUGGAGAAAUUGUAACCCCCCGUUCGGAUAAUGCCAGCUCUGAUGCCAUUGUAUUGCAGCAGCCUUUCAAAUAUUUUGGACGCACACUGAAUCAGACCUAUGUGAAUAACAAUGGCCUCCUAACAUUUACCAAACCACCGACCGACUGCAUUCCCCUUCUGAAUUCUGGAAGAGACGUCAUCGCUCCACUUUGGACUCACUUUGACAACAGACAGGGCGGAACCAUUUCUUAUAGGGAGGAUACAAGCAGUGCUGUACUGGCACAAGUCACUGCAGCUGUUAAACAAUAUUUCCCUAACAUAGCUUUUACAGCUUUGUCAGCUUUUGUUGUUACUUGGGACAGCGUGCCAUACUAUAAUGGUGCAGGGGUGGCUACUUUCCAAGUGGUUUUAGUCUCCAGUGUUCAGCGCUCUUUUAUCCUGCUGAACUAUGGAAAUAUCUCAGAGCCCAAGCAAUCCUGGGUGGCUGGUUAUGGCAUGGUGGAUUCUGUCAAUUCUUUCACAAUUGAAGUAUCAAAUGCCUCAGCACUCUCAUACAGCAGCAAUACUAAUGUGAAUGGUCGCUCCUCUUUCCAAGUUGAUGGCACACCAAACUUGCCAAGCAAUUUCCUACCUUCAGGAAAUGGUGAAGUUGUGAACCCCACUUCUGAUGAUGGAAGCUCGGGUGCCAUUUUCUUACAGCAACCUUUUAAAUACUUUGGACGUACAUAUAAUCAGAUCUUUCUGAACAGCAAUGGGUUUCUAACAUUUACUGGGCCGCUUUCUGCCUACAACUCAUCUCUGGUUUCUGGAAGAGACAUUAUUGCUCCUCUUUGGACUCAACUUGACAGUAGACAUGGAGGAACCAUCUCCUAUAUCAAUACUGCAAGCAGUAAAGUACUGGCACAAGUCAACACAGUGGUCAGGCAAAAUUUUCCUAACAUACCUUUUGCAGCUACAUCAGCAUUUGUUGCCACCUGGGACAGUGUGCCCUACUAUAAUGGUGGAGGGGUGGUCAGUUUCCAAGUGGUUUUAGUCUACAAUGUUCAUCGCUCUUUUGUCCUGAUCUAUUAUGGAAAUGUUGCACGAAAAGGACAACCAUGGCAGGCUGGCUAUAGCACCAUGGACUAUGUCAGUUUCUUCAUAGCUCCAGCACGCAGUGUCUCAGAACUCUCUUCAAACAGUAAUAUCAAUGCGACAGGUUGCUGGGCUUUCCAGGUGGAUGGGUCACCAAAAUUGCCAGACAAUUUCAUACCAUUUGGAAAUGGAGAAAUGGUUACACCCCGUUUGGACAACGGCAGCUCUGAAGCCAUUAUACUGCAGCAGCCUUUCAAAUAUUUUGGACGCACACUGAAUCAGACCUUUGUGAACAACAAUGGCCUUCUAACGUUUGCUAAGCCGCCGUCCGACUGCAUCCCCUUUCUGAACUCUGGAAGAGACCUCAUUGCCCCCCUGUGGACUCACUUUGACAACAGACAGGGCGGAACAAUCUCCUGUAGAGAGGACACAAGCAGUGAUGUGCUGGCACAAGUCAACGCAGCUAUUAAACAAAACUCCCCUAACGCAAAUUUUACUGCUUCAUCAGCUUUUGUAGCUACCUGGGACAACGUGCCAUACUAUGAUGGUAGAGGGGUGGCUACUUUCCAAGUGGUUUUAGCCUCCAGUGUUCAGCGCUCUUUCAUCCUGCUGAAUUAUGGAAACAUCUCAAAGUUGGGACAAACCUGGCUGGCUGGUUACGACACGGUGGACUCGGCCAACUCUUUCACGAUUAAAGUAAGCAACGCCUCAGAACUCUCAUCCAGCAGCAAUACCAAUGUGAAUGGUCGCUCCACUUUCCCAGUGGAUGGCUCAACAAAAGUGCCAAGCAAUUUCCUGCCUUCAGACGAUGGCCAAGCAGUGAACUCCACUGCCAACGAUGGAAGCUCAGAUGCCAUUUCCUUGCAGCAGCCUUUCAAAUUCUUUGGACGUACAUACAGUCAGAUCUAUAUGAACAGCAAUGGAUACCUAACAUUUACUAAGCCGCUGCCUGCCUUCAACUCCUCCCUGAACCCUAAAAGAGAUAUCAUUGCUCCUCUUUGGACUCAACUUGACAGUAGACGUGGUGGAAGCAUCUCUUACAUCAAUAAGCCAAGCAGUAAUGUUCUGGCACAGGUCACUGCAGCGGUCAAGCAAUACUUCCCCAACAUACCUUUUGCAGCUGCUUCAGCGUUUGUCGCUACCUGGAAAAGUGUGCCCUACAAUAAUAGCGGAGGGGUGGUCAAUUUCCAAGUGGUUUUAGCCUACAAUGUUCAUCGCUCUUUUGUCUUCAUCUAUUAUGGAGAUAUUGCAGAGACCGGACAGCCAUGGCAGGCUGGCUAUAGCACCGUGGACUCUGCUAGCUCUUUCCUAGUUCCAGCACGCAGUGUCUCAGAGCUCUCAUCAAGCAGUAAUAUCAAGGUGACAGGUUGCUGGGCUUUCCAGGUGGAUGGGUCACCAAAAUUGCCAGACAAUUUCAUACCAUUUGGAAAUGGAGAAAUGGUAACACCCCGUUUGGACAACGGCAGCUCUGAAGCCAUCAUACUGCAGCAGCCUUUCAAAUAUUUUGGACGCACUCUGAAUCAGACCUUUGUGAACAACAAUGGCCUUCUAACGUUUGCUAAGCCGCCGUCCGACUGCAUCCCCUUUCUGAACUCUGGAAGAGACCUCAUUGCCCCCCUGUGGACUCACUUUGACAACAGACAGGGCGGAACAAUCUCCUGUAGAGAGGACACAAGCAGUGAUGUGCUGGCACAAGUCAACGCAGCUAUUAAACAAAACUCCCCUAACGCAAAUUUUACUGCUUCAUCAGCUUUUGUAGCUACCUGGGACAACGUGCCAUACUAUGAUGGUAGAGGGGUGGCUACUUUCCAAGUGGUUUUAGCCUCCAGUGUUCAGCGCUCUUUCAUCCUGCUGAUUUAUGGAAACAUCUCACAGUUGGGACAAACCUGGCUGGCUGGUUACGACACGUUGGACUCGGCCAAUUCAUUCACGAUUAAAGUAAGCAACGCCUCAGAACUCUCAUCCAGCAGCAAUACCAAUGUGAAUGGUCGCUCCACUUUCCCAGUGGAUGGCUCAACAAAAGUGCCAAGCAAUUUCCUGCCUUCAGACGAUGGCCAAGCAGUGAACUCCACUGCCAACGAUGGAAGCUCAGAUGCCAUUUCCUUGCAGCAGCCUUUCAAAUUCUUUGGACGUACAUACAGUCAGAUCUAUAUGAACAGCAAUGGAUACCUAACAUUUACUAAGCCACUGCCUGCCUCCAACUCCUCCCUGAACCCUAAAAGAGAUAUCAUUGCUCCUCUUUGGACUCAACUUGACAGUAGACGUGGUGGAAGCAUCUCUUACAUCAAUAAGCCAAGCAGUAAUGUUCUGGCACAAGUCACUGCAGCGGUCAAGCAAUACUUCCCCAACAUACCUUUUGCAGCUGCUUCAGCAUUUGUCGCUACCUGGAAAAGUGUGCCCUACAAUAAUAGCGGAGGGGUGGUCAAUUUCCAAGUGGUUUUAGCCUACAAUGUUCAUCGCUCUUUUGUCUUCAACUAUUAUGGAGAUAUUGCAGAGACCGGACAGCCAUGGCAGGCUGGCUAUAGCACCGUGGACUCUGCUAGCUCUUUCCUAGUUCCAGCACGCAGUGUCUCAGAGCUCUCAUCAAGCAGUAAUAUCAAGGUGACAGGUUGCUGGGCUUUCCAGGUGGAUGGGUCACCAAAAUUGCCAGACAAUUUCAUACCAUUUGGAAAUGGAGAAAUGGUAACACCCCGUUUGGACAACGGCAGCUCUGAAGCCAUUAAACUGCAGCAGCCUUUCAAAUAUUUUGGACGCACUCUGAAUCAGACCUUUGUGAACAACAAUGGCCUUCUAACGUUUGCUAAGCCGCCGUCCGACUGCAUCCCCUUUCUGAACUCUGGAAGAGACCUCAUUGCCCCCCUGUGGACUCACUUUGACAACAGACAGGGCGGAACAAUCUCCUGUAGAGAGGACACAAGCAGUGAUGUGCUGGCACAAGUCAACGCAGCUAUUAAACAAAACUCCCCUAACGCAAAUUUUACUGCUUCAUCAGCUUUUGUAGCUACCUGGGACAACGUGCCAUACUAUGAUGGUAGAGGGGUGGCUACUUUCCAAGUGGUUUUAGCCUCCAGUGUUCAGCGCUCUUUCAUCCUGCUGAAUUAUGGAAACAUCUCAAAGUUGGGACAAACCUGGCUGGCUGGUUACGACACGGUGGACUCGGCCAAUUCUUUCACGAUUAAAGUAAGCAACGCCUCAGAACUCUCAUCCAGCAGCAAUACCAAUGUCAAUGGUCGCUCCACUUUCCCAGUGGAUGGCUCAACAAAAGUGCCAAGCAGUUUCCUGCCUUCAGACGAUGGCCAAGCAGUGAACUCCACUGCCAACGAUGGAAGCUCAGAUGCCAUUUCCUUGCAGCAACCUUUCAAAUUCUUUGGACGUACAUACAGUCAGAUCUAUAUGAACAGCAAUGGAUACCUAACAUUUACUAAGCCGCUGCCUGCCUUCAACUCCUCCCUGAACCCUAAAAGAGAUAUCAUUGCUCCUCUUUGGACUCAACUUGACAGUAGACGUGGUGGAAGCAUCUCUUACAUCAAUAAGCCAAGCAGUAAUGUUCUGGCACAGGUCACUGCAGCGGUCAAGCAAUACUUCCCCAACAUACCUUUUGCAGCUGCUUCAGCGUUUGUCGCUACCUGGAAAAGUGUGCCCUACAAUAAUAGCGGAGGGGUGGUCAAUUUCCAAGUGGUUUUAGCCUACAAUGUUCAUCGCUCUUUUGUCUUCAUCUAUUAUGGAGAUAUUGCAGAGACCGGACAGCCAUGGCAGGCUGGCUAUAGCACCGUGGACUCUGCUAGCUCUUUCCUAGUUCCAGCACGCAGUGUCUCAGAGCUCUCAUCAAGCAGUAAUAUCAAGGUGACAGGUUGCUGGGCUUUCCAGGUGGAUGGGUCACCAAAAUUGCCAGACAAUUUCAUACCAUUUGGAAAUGGAGAAAUGGUAACACCCCGUUUGGACAACGGCAGCUCUGAAGCCAUCAUACUGCAGCAGCCUUUCAAAUAUUUUGGACGCACUCUGAAUCAGACCUUUGUGAACAACAAUGGCCUUCUAACGUUUGCUAAGCCGCCGUCCGACUGCAUCCCCUUUCUGAACUCUGGAAGAGACCUCAUUGCCCCCCUGUGGACUCACUUUGACAACAGACAGGGCGGAACAAUCUCCUGUAGAGAGGACACAAGCAGUGAUGUGCUGGCACAAGUCAACGCAGCUAUUAAACAAAACUCCCCUAACGCAAAUUUUACUGCUUCAUCAGCUUUUGUAGCUACCUGGGACAACGUGCCAUACUAUGAUGGUAGAGGGGUGGCUACUUUCCAAGUGGUUUUAGCCUCCAGUGUUCAGCGCUCUUUCAUCCUGCUGAAUUAUGGAAACAUCUCAAAGUUGGGACAAACCUGGCUGGCUGGUUACGACACGGUGGACUCGGCCAACUCUUUCACGAUUAAAGUAAGCAACGCCUCAGAACUCUCAUCCAGCAGCAAUACCAAUGUGAAUGGUCGCUCCACUUUCCCAGUGGAUGGCUCAACAAAAGUGCCAAGCAAUUUCCUGCCUUCAGACGAUGGCCAAGCAGUGAACUCCACUGCCAACGAUGGAAGCUCAGAUGCCAUUUCCUUGCAGCAGCCUUUCAAAUUCUUUGGACGUACAUACAGUCAGAUCUAUAUGAACAGCAAUGGAUACCUAACAUUUACUAAGCCGCUGCCUGCCUCCAACUCCUCCCUGAACCCUAAAAGAGAUAUCAUUGCUCCUCUUUGGACUCAACUUGACAGUAGACGUGGUGGAAGCAUCUCUUACAUCAAUAAGCCAAGCAGUAAUGUUCUGGCACAAGUCACUGCAGCGGUCAAGCAAUACUUCCCCAACAUACCUUUUGCAGCUGCUUCAGCGUUUGUCGCUACCUGGAAAAGUGUGCCUUACAAUAAUAGCGGAGGGGUGGUCAAUUUCCAAGUGGUUUUAGCCUACAAUGUUCAUCGCUCUUUUGUCUUCAUCUAUUAUGGAGAUAUUGCAGAGACCGGACAGCCAUGGCAGGCUGGCUAUAGCACCGUGGACUCUGCUAGCUCUUUCCUAGUUCCAGCACGCAGUGUCUCAGAGCUCUCAUCAAGCAGUAAUAUCAAGGUGACAGGUUGCUGGGCUUUCCAGGUGGAUGGGUCACCAAAAUUGCCAGACAAUUUCAUACCAUUUGGAAAUGGAGAAAUGGUAACACCCCGUUUGGACAACGGCAGCUCUGAAGCCAUCAUACUGCAGCAGCCUUUCAAAUAUUUUGGACGCACUCUGAAUCAGACCUUUGUGAACAACAAUGGCCUUCUAACGUUUGCUAAGCCGCCGUCCGACUGCAUCCCCUUUCUAAACUCUGGAAGAGACCUCAUUGCCCCCCUGUGGACUCACUUUGACAACAGACAGGGCGGAACAAUCUCCUGUAGAGAGGACACAAGCAGUGAUGUGCUGGCACAAGUCAACGCAGCUAUUAAACAAAACUCCCCUAACGCAAAUUUUACUGCUUCAUCAGCUUUUGUUGCUACCUGGGACAACGUGCCAUACUAUGAUGGUAGAGGGGUGGCUACUUUCCAAGUGGUUUUAGCCUCCAGUGUUCAGCGCUCUUUCAUCCUGCUGAAUUAUGGAAACAUCUCAAAGUUGGGACAAACCUGGCUGGCUGGUUACGACACGGUGGACUCGGCCAAUUCUUUCACGAUUAAAGUAAGCAACGCCUCAGAACUCUCAUCCAGCAGCAAUACCAAUGUGAAUGGUCGCUCCACUUUCCCAGUGGAUGGCUCAACAAAAGUGCCAAGCAAUUUCCUGCCUUCAGACGAUGGCCAAGCAGUGAACUCCACUGCCAACGAUGGAAGCUCAGAUGCCAUUUCCUUGCAGCAGCCUUUCAAAUUCUUUGGACGUACAUACAGUCAGAUCUAUAUGAACAGCAAUGGAUACCUAACAUUUACUAAGCCGCUGCCUGCCUCCAACUCCUCCCUGAACCCUAAAAGAGAUAUCAUUGCUCCUCUUUGGACUCAACUUGACAGUAGACGUGGUGGAAGCAUCUCUUACAUCAAUAAGCCAAGCAGUAAUGUUCUGGCACAAGUCACUGCAGCGGUCAAGCAAUACUUCCCCAACAUACCUUUUGCAGCUGCUUCAGCAUUUGUCGCUACCUGGAAAAGUGUGCCCUACAAUAAUAGCGGAGGGGUGGUCAAUUUCCAAGUGGUUUUAGCCUACAAUGUUCAUCGCUCUUUUGUCUUCAUCUAUUAUGGAGAUAUUGCAGAGACCGGACAGCCAUGGCAGGCUGGCUAUAGCACCGUGGACUCUGCUAGCUCUUUCCUAGUUCCAGCACGCAGUGUCUCAGAGCUCUCAUCAAGCAGUAAUAUCAAGGUGACAGGUUGCUGGGCUUUCCAGGUGGAUGGGUCACCAAAAUUGCCAGACAAUUUCAUACCAUUUGGAAAUGGAGAAAUGGUAACACCCCGUUUGGACAACGGCAGCUCUGAAGCCAUCAUACUGCAGCAGCCUUUCAAAUAUUUUGGACGCACUCUGAAUCAGACCUUUGUGAACAACAAUGGCCUUCUAACGUUUGCUAAGCCGCCGUCAGACUGCAUCCCCUUUCUGAACUCUGGAAGAGACCUCAUUGCCCCCCUGUGGACUCACUUUGACAACAGACAGGGCGGAACAAUCUCCUGUAGAGAGGACACAAGCAGUGAUGUGCUGGCACAAGUCAACGCAGCUAUUAAACAAAACUCCCCUAACGCAAAUUUUACUGCUUCAUCAGCUUUUGUAGCUACCUGGGACAACGUGCCAUACUAUGAUGGUAGAGGGGUGGCUACUUUCCAAGUGGUUUUAGCCUCCAGUGUUCAGCGCUCUUUCAUCCUGCUGAAUUAUGGAAACAUCUCACAGUUGGGACAAACCUGGCUGGCUGGUUACGACACGGUGGACUCGGCCAAUUCUUUCACGAUUAAAGUAAGCAACGCCUCAGAACUCUCAUCCAGCAGCAAUACCAAUGUCAAUGGUCGCUCCACUUUCCCAGUGGAUGGCUCAACAAAAGUGCCAAGCAAUUUCCUGCCUUCAGACGAUGGCCAAGCAGUGAACUCCACUGCCAACGAUGGAAGCUCAGAUGCCAUUUCCUUGCAGCAGCCUUUCAAAUUCUUUGGACGUACAUACAGUCAGAUCUAUAUGAACAGCAAUGGAUACCUAACAUUUACUAAGCCGCUGCCUGCCUCCAACUCCUCCCUGAACCCUAAAAGAGAUAUCAUUGCUCCUCUUUGGACUCAACUUGACAGUAGACGUGGUGGAAGCAUCUCUUACAUCAAUAAGCCAAGCAGUAAUGUUCUGGCACAGGUCACUGCAGCGGUCAAGCAAUACUUCCCCAACAUACCUUUUGCAGCUGCUUCAGCGUUUGUCGCUACCUGGAAAAGUGUGCCUUACAAUAAUAGCGGAGGGGUGGUCAAUUUCCAAGUGGUUUUAGCCUACAAUGUUCAUCGCUCUUUUGUCUUCAUCUAUUAUGGAGAUAUUGCAGAGACCGGACAGCCAUGGCAGGCUGGCUAUAGCACCGUGGACUCUGCUAGCUCUUUCCUAGUUCCAGCACGCAGUGUCUCAGAGCUCUCAUCAAGCAGUAAUAUCAAGGUGACAGGUUGCUGGGCUUUCCAGGUGGAUGGGUCACCAAAAUUGCCAGACAAUUUCAUACCAUUUGGAAAUGGAGAAAUGGUAACACCCCGUUUGGACAACGGCAGCUCUGAAGCCAUCAUACUGCAGCAGCCUUUCAAAUAUUUUGGACGCACUCUGAAUCAGACCUUUGUGAACAACAAUGGCCUUCUAACGUUUGCUAAGCCGCCGUCCGACUGCAUCCCCUUUCUGAACUCUGGAAGAGACCUCAUUGCCCCCCUGUGGACUCACUUUGACAACAGACAGGGCGGAACAAUCUCCUGUAGAGAGGACACAAGCGGUGAUGUGCUGGCACAAGUCAACGCAGCUAUUAAACAAAACUCCCCUAACGCAAAUUUUACUGCUUCAUCAGCUUUUGUAGCUACCUGGGACAACGUGCCAUACUAUGAUGGUAGAGGGGUGGCUACUUUCCAAGUGGUUUUAGCCUCCAGUGUUCAGCGCUCUUUCAUCCUGCUGAAUUAUGGAAACAUCUCACAGUUGGGACAAACCUGGCUGGCUGGUUACGACACGGUGGACUCGGCCAAUUCUUUCACGAUUAAAGUAACCAACGCCUCAGAACUCUCAUCCAGCAGCAAUACCAAUGUGAAUGGUCGCUCCACUUUCCCAGUGGAUGGCUCAACAAAAGUGCCAAGCAAUUUCCUGCCUUCAGACGAUGGCCAAGCAGUGAACUCCACUGCCAACGAUGGAAGCUCAGAUGCCAUUUCCUUGCAGCAGCCUUUCAAAUUCUUUGGACGUACAUACAGUCAGAUCUAUAUGAACAGCAAUGGAUACCUAACAUUUACUAAGCCGCUGCCUGCCUCCAACUCCUCCCUGAACCCUAAAAGAGAUAUCAUUGCUCCUCUUUGGACUCAACUUGACAGUAGACGUGGUGGAAGCAUCUCUUACAUCAAUAAGCCAAGCAGUAAUGUUCUGGCACAAGUCACUGCAGCGGUCAAGCAAUACUUCCCCAACAUACCUUUUGCAGCUGCUUCAGCGUUUGUCGCUACCUGGAAAAGUGUGCCUUACAAUAAUAGCGGAGGGGUGGUCAAUUUCCAAGUGGUUUUAGCCUACAAUGUUCAUCGCUCUUUUGUCUUCAUCUAUUAUGGAGAUAUUGCAGAGACCGGACAGCCAUGGCAGGCUGGCUAUAGCACCGUGGACUCUGCUAGCUCUUUCCUAGUUCCAGCACGCAGUGUCUCAGAGCUCUCAUCAAGCAGUAAUAUCAAGGUGACAGGUUGCUGGGCUUUCCAGGUGGAUGGGUCACCAAAAUUGCCAGACAAUUUCAUACCAUUUGGAAAUGGAGAAAUGGUAACACCCCGUUUGGACAACGGCAGCUCUGAAGCCAUUAAACUGCAGCAGCCUUUCAAAUAUUUUGGACGCACUCUGAAUCAGACCUUUGUGAACAACAAUGGCCUUCUAACGUUUGCUAAGCCGCCGUCCGACUGCAUCCCCUUUCUGAACUCUGGAAGAGACCUCAUUGCCCCCCUGUGGACUCACUUUGACAACAGACAGGGCGGAACAAUCUCCUGUAGAGAGGACACAAGCAGUGAUGUGCUGGCACAAGUCAACGCAGCUAUUAAACAAAACUCCCCUAACGCAAAUUUUACUGCUUCAUCAGCUUUUGUAGCUACCUGGGACAACGUGCCAUACUAUGAUGGUAGAGGGGUGGCUACUUUCCAAGUGGUUUUAGCCUCCAGUGUUCAGCGCUCUUUCAUCCUGCUGAAUUAUGGAAACAUCUCAAAGUUGGGACAAACCUGGCUGGCUGGUUACGACACGGUGGACUCGGCCAAUUCUUUCACGAUUAAAGUAAGCAACGCCUCAGAACUCUCAUCCAGCAGCAAUACCAAUGUCAAUGGUCGCUCCACUUUCCCAGUGGAUGGCUCAACAAAAGUGCCAAGCAGUUUCCUGCCUUCAGACGAUGGCCAAGCAGUGAACUCCACUGCCAACGAUGGAAGCUCAGAUGCCAUUUCCUUGCAGCAACCUUUCAAAUUCUUUGGACGUACAUACAGUCAGAUCUAUAUGAACAGCAAUGGAUACCUAACAUUUACUAAGCCGCUGCCUGCCUUCAACUCCUCCCUGAACCCUAAAAGAGAUAUCAUUGCUCCUCUUUGGACUCAACUUGACAGUAGACGUGGUGGAAGCAUCUCUUACAUCAAUAAGCCAAGCAGUAAUGUUCUGGCACAGGUCACUGCAGCGGUCAAGCAAUACUUCCCCAACAUACCUUUUGCAGCUGCUUCAGCGUUUGUCGCUACCUGGAAAAGUGUGCCCUACAAUAAUAGCGGAGGGGUGGUCAAUUUCCAAGUGGUUUUAGCCUACAAUGUUCAUCGCUCUUUUGUCUUCAUCUAUUAUGGAGAUAUUGCAGAGACCGGACAGCCAUGGCAGGCUGGCUAUAGCACCGUGGACUCUGCUAGCUCUUUCCUAGUUCCAGCACGCAGUGUCUCAGAGCUCUCAUCAAGCAGUAAUAUCAAGGUGACAGGUUGCUGGGCUUUCCAGGUGGAUGGGUCACCAAAAUUGCCAGACAAUUUCAUACCAUUUGGAAAUGGAGAAAUGGUAACACCCCGUUUGGACAACGGCAGCUCUGAAGCCAUCAUACUGCAGCAGCCUUUCAAAUAUUUUGGACGCACUCUGAAUCAGACCUUUGUGAACAACAAUGGCCUUCUAACGUUUGCUAAGCCGCCGUCCGACUGCAUCCCCUUUCUGAACUCUGGAAGAGACCUCAUUGCCCCCCUGUGGACUCACUUUGACAACAGACAGGGCGGAACAAUCUCCUGUAGAGAGGACACAAGCAGUGAUGUGCUGGCACAAGUCAACGCAGCUAUUAAACAAAACUCCCCUAACGCAAAUUUUACUGCUUCAUCAGCUUUUGUAGCUACCUGGGACAACGUGCCAUACUAUGAUGGUAGAGGGGUGGCUACUUUCCAAGUGGUUUUAGCCUCCAGUGUUCAGCGCUCUUUCAUCCUGCUGAAUUAUGGAAACAUCUCACAGUUGGGACAAACCUGGCUGGCUGGUUACGACACGGUGGACUCGGCCAAUUCUUUCACGAUUAAAGUAAGCAACGCCUCAGAACUCUCAUCCAGCAGCAAUACCAAUGUGAAUGGUCGCUCCACUUUCCCAGUGGAUGGCUCAACAAAAGUGCCAAGCAAUUUCCUGCCUUCAGACGAUGGCCAAGCAGUGAACUCCACUGCCAACGAUGGAAGCUCAGAUGCCAUUUCCUUGCAGCAGCCUUUCAAAUUCUUUGGACGUACAUACAGUCAGAUCUAUAUGAACAGCAAUGGAUACCUAACAUUUACUAAGCCGCUGCCUGCCUCCAACUCCUCCCUGAACCCUAAAAGAGAUAUCAUUGCUCCUCUUUGGACUCAACUUGACAGUAGACGUGGUGGAAGCAUCUCUUACAUCAAUAAGCCAAGCAGUAAUGUUCUGGCACAAGUCACUGCAGCGGUCAAGCAAUACUUCCCCAACAUACCUUUUGCAGCUGCUUCAGCAUUUGUCGCUACCUGGAAAAGUGUGCCCUACAAUAAUAGCGGAGGGGUGGUCAAUUUCCAAGUGGUUUUAGCCUACAAUGUUCAUCGCUCUUUUGUCUUCAUCUAUUAUGGAGAUAUUGCAGAGACCGGACAGCCAUGGCAGGCUGGCUAUAGCACCGUGGACUCUGCUAGCUCUUUCCUAGUUCCAGCACGCAGUGUCUCAGAGCUCUCAUCAAGCAGUAAUAUCAAGGUGACAGGUUGCUGGGCUUUCCAGGUGGAUGGGUCACCAAAAUUGCCAGACAAUUUCAUACCAUUUGGAAAUGGAGAAAUGGUAACACCCCGUUUGGACAACGGCAGCUCUGAAGCCAUCAUACUGCAGCAGCCUUUCAAAUAUUUUGGACGCACUCUGAAUCAGACCUUUGUGAACAACAAUGGCCUUCUAACGUUUGCUAAGCCGCCGUCCGACUGCAUCCCCUUUCUGAACUCUGGAAGAGACCUCAUUGCCCCCCUGUGGACUCACUUUGACAACAGACAGGGCGGAACAAUCUCCUGUAGAGAGGACACAAGCAGUGAUGUGCUGGCACAAGUCAACGCAGCUAUUAAACAAAACUCCCCUAACGCAAAUUUUACUGCUUCAUCAGCUUUUGUAGCUACCUGGGACAACGUGCCAUACUAUGAUGGUAGAGGGGUGGCUACUUUCCAAGUGGUUUUAGCCUCCAGUGUUCAGCGCUCUUUCAUCCUGCUGAAUUAUGGAAACAUCUCAAAGUUGGGACAAACCUGGCUGGCUGGUUACGACACGGUGGACUCGGCCAAUUCUUUCACGAUUAAAGUAAGCAACGCCUCAGAACUCUCAUCCAGCAGCAAUACCAAUGUGAAUGGUCGCUCCACUUUCCCAGUGGAUGGCUCAACAAAAGUGCCAAGCAAUUUCCUGCCUUCAGACGAUGGCCAAGCAGUGAACUCCACUGCCAACGAUGGAAGCUCAGAUGCCAUUUCCUUGCAGCAGCCUUUCAAAUUCUUUGGACGUACAUACAGUCAGAUCUAUAUAAACAGCAAUGGAUACCUAACAUUUACUAAGCCGCUGCCUGCCUCCAACUCCUCCCUGAACCCUAAAAGAGAUAUCAUUGCUCCUCUUUGGACUCAACUUGACAGUAGACGUGGUGGAAGCAUCUCUUACAUCAAUAAGCCAAGCAGUAAUGUUCUGGCACAGGUCACUGCAGCGGUCAAGCAAUACUUCCCCAACAUACCUUUUGCAGCUGCUUCAGCGUUUGUCGCUACCUGGAAAAGUGUGCCCUACAAUAAUAGCGGAGGGGUGGUCAAUUUCCAAGUGGUUUUAGCCUACAAUGUUCAUCGCUCUUUUGUCUUCAUCUAUUAUGGAGAUAUUGCAGAGACCGGACAGCCAUGGCAGGCUGGCUAUAGCACCGUGGACUCUGCUAGCUCUUUCCUAGUUCCAGCACGCAGUGUCUCAGAGCUCUCAUCAAGCAGUAAUAUCAAGGUGACAGGUUGCUGGGCUUUCCAGGUGGAUGGGUCACCAAAAUUGCCAGACAAUUUCAUACCAUUUGGAAAUGGAGAAAUGGUAACACCCCGUUUGGACAACGGCAGCUCUGAAGCCAUUAUACUGCAGCAGCCUUUCAAAUAUUUUGGACGCACUCUGAAUCAGACCUUUGUGAACAACAAUGGCCUUCUAACGUUUGCUAAGCCGCCGUCCGACUGCAUCCCCUUUCUGAACUCUGGAAGAGACCUCAUUGCCCCCCUGUGGACUCACUUUGACAACAGACAGGGCGGAACAAUCUCCUGUAGAGAGGACACAAGCAGUGAUGUGCUGGCACAAGUCAACGCAGCUAUUAAACAAAACUCCCCUAACGCAAAUUUUACUGCUUCAUCAGCUUUUGUAGCUACCUGGGACAACGUGCCAUACUAUGAUGGUAGAGGGGUGGCUACUUUCCAAGUGGUUUUAGCCUCCAGUGUUCAGCGCUCUUUCAUCCUGCUGAAUUAUGGAAACAUCUCAAAGUUGGGACAAACCUGGCUGGCUGGUUACGACACGGUGGACUCGGCCAAUUCUUUCACGAUUAAAGUAAGCAACGCCUCAGAACUCUCAUCCAGCAGCAAUACCAAUGUGAAUGGUCGCUCCACUUUCCCAGUGGAUGGCUCAACAAAAGUGCCAAGCAAUUUCCUGCCUUCAGACGAUGGCCAAGCAGUGAACUCCACUGCCAACGAUGGAAGCUCAGAUGCCAUUUCCUUGCAGCAGCCUUUCAAAUUCUUUGGACGUACAUACAGUCAGAUCUAUAUGAACAGCAAUGGAUACCUAACAUUUACUAAGCCGCUGCCUGCCUCCAACUCCUCCCUGAACCCUAAAAGAGAUAUCAUUGCUCCUCUUUGGACUCAACUUGACAGUAGACGUGGUGGAAGCAUCUCUUACAUCAAUAAGCCAAGCAGUAAUGUUCUGGCACAGGUCACUGCAGCGGUCAAGCAAUACUUCCCCAACAUACCUUUUGCAGCUGCUUCAGCGUUUGUCGCUACCUGGAAAAGUGUGCCUUACAAUAAUAGCGGAGGGGUGGUCAAUUUCCAAGUGGUUUUAGCCUACAAUGUUCAUCGCUCUUUUGUCUUCAUCUAUUAUGGAGAUAUUGCAGAGACCGGACAGCCAUGGCAGGCUGGCUAUAGCACCCUGGACUCUGCUAGCUCUUUCCUAGUUCCAGCACGCAGUGUCUCAGAGCUCUUAUCAAGCAGUAAUAUCAAGGUGACAGGUUGCUGGGCUUUCCAGGUGGAUGGGUCACCAAAAUUGCCAGACAAUUUCAUACCAUUUGGAAAUGGAGAAAUGGUAACACCCCGUUUGGACAACGGCAGCUCUGAAGCCAUCAUACUGCAGCAGCCUUUCAAAUAUUUUGGACGCACUCUGAAUCAGACCUUUGUGAACAACAAUGGCCUUCUAACCUUUGCUAAGCCGCCGUCCGACUGCAUCCCCUUUCUGAACUCUGGAAGAGACCUCAUUGCCCCCCUGUGGACUCACUUUGACAACAGACAGGGCGGAACAAUCUCCUGUAGAGAGGACACAAGCAGUGAUGUGCUGGCACAAGUCAACGCAGCUAUUAAACAAAACUCCCCUAACGCAAAUUUUACUGCUUCAUCAGCUUUUGUAGCUACCUGGGACAACGUGCCAUACUAUGAUGGUAGAGGGGUGGCUACUUUCCAAGUGGUUUUAGCCUCCAGUGUUCAGCGCUCUUUCAUCCUGCUGAAUUAUGGAAACAUCUCACAGUUGGGACAAACCUGGCUGGCUGGUUACGACACGGUGGACUCGGCCAAUUCUUUCACGAUUAAAGUAAGCAACGCCUCAGAACUCUCAUCCAGCAGCAAUACCAAUGUGAAUGGUCGCUCCACUUUCCCAGUGGAUGGCUCAACAAAAGUGCCAAGCAAUUUCCUGCCUUCAGACGAUGGCCAAGCAGUGAACUCCACUGCCAACGAUGGAAGCUCAGAUGCCAUUUCCUUGCAGCAGCCUUUCAAAUUCUUUGGACGUACAUACAGUCAGAUCUAUAUGAACAGCAAUGGAUACCUAACAUUUACUAAGCCGCUGCCUGCCUCCAACUCCUCACUGAACCCUAAAAGAGAUAUCAUUGCUCCUCUUUGGACUCAACUUGACAGUAGACGUGGUGGAAGCAUCUCUUACAUCAAUAAGCCAAGCAGUAAUGUUCUGGCACAAGUCACUGCAGCGGUCAAGCAAUACUUCCCCAACAUACCUUUUGCAGCUGCUUCAGCGUUUGUCGCUACCUGGAAAAGUGUGCCCUACAAUAAUAGCGGAGGGGUGGUCAAUUUCCAAGUGGUUUUAGCCUACAAUGUUCAUCGCUCUUUUGUCUUCAUCUAUUAUGGAGAUAUUGCAGAGACCGGACAGCCAUGGCAGGCUGGCUAUAGCACCGUGGACUCUGCUAGCUCUUUCCUAGUUCCAGCACGCAGUGUCUCAGAGCUCUCAUCAAGCAGUAAUAUCAAGGUGACAGGUUGCUGGGCUUUCCAGGUGGAUGGGUCACCAAAAUUGCCAGACAAUUUCAUACCAUUUGGAAAUGGAGAAAUGGUAACACCCCGUUUGGACAACGGCAGCUCUGAAGCCAUCAUACUGCAGCAGCCUUUCAAAUAUUUUGGACGCACUCUGAAUCAGACCUUUGUGAACAACAAUGGCCUUCUAACCUUUGCUAAGCCGCCGUCCGACUGCAUCCCCUUUCUGAACUCUGGAAGAGACCUCAUUGCCCCCCUGUGGACUCACUUUGACAACAGACAGGGCGGAACAAUCUCCUGUAGAGAGGACACAAGCAGUGAUGUGCUGGCACAAGUCAACGCAGCUAUUAAACAAAACUCCCCUAACGCAAAUUUUACUGCUUCAUCAGCUUUUGUAGCUACCUGGGACAACGUGCCAUACUAUGAUGGUAGAGGGGUGGCUACUUUCCAAGUGGUUUUAGCCUCCAGUGUUCAGCGCUCUUUCAUCCUGCUGAAUUAUGGAAACAUCUCACAGUUGGGACAAACCUGGCUGGCUGGUUACGACACGGUGGACUCGGCCAAUUCUUUCAUGAUUAAAGUAAGCAACGCCUCAGAACUCUCAUCCAGCAGCAAUACCAAUGUGAAUGGUCGCUCCACUUUCCCAGUGGAUGGCUCAACAAAAGUGCCAAGCAAUUUCCUGCCUUCAGACGAUGGCCAAGCAGUGAACUCCACUGCCAACGAUGGAAGCUCAGAUGCCAUUUCCUUGCAGCAGCCUUUCAAAUUCUUUGGACGUACAUACAGUCAGAUCUAUAUGAACAGCAAUGGAUACCUAACAUUUACUAAGCCGCUGCCUGCCUCCAACUCCUCACUGAACCCUAAAAGAGAUAUCAUUGCUCCUCUUUGGACUCAACUUGACAGUAGACGUGGUGGAAGCAUCUCUUACAUCAAUAAGCCAAGCAGUAAUGUUCUGGCACAAGUCACUGCAGCGGUCAAGCAAUACUUCCCCAACAUACCUUUUGCAGCUGCUUCAGCGUUUGUCGCUACCUGGAAAAGUGUGCCCUACAAUAAUAGCGGAGGGGUGGUCAAUUUCCAAGUGGUUUUAGCCUACAAUGUUCAUCGCUCUUUUGUCUUCAUCUAUUAUGGAGAUAUUGCAGAGACCGGACAGCCAUGGCAGGCUGGCUAUAGCACCGUGGACUCUGCUAGCUCUUUCCUAGUUCCAGCACGCAGUGUCUCAGAGCUCUCAUCAAGCAGUAAUAUCAAGGUGACAGGUUGCUGGGCUUUCCAGGUGGAUGGGUCACCAAAAUUGCCAGACAAUUUCAUACCAUUUGGAAAUGGAGAAAUGGUAACACCCCGUUUGGACAACGGCAGCUCUGAAGCCAUCAUACUGCAGCAGCCUUUCAAAUAUUUUGGACGCACUCUGAAUCAGACCUUUGUGAACAACAAUGGCCUUCUAACGUUUGCUAAGCCGCCGUCCGACUGCAUCCCCUUUCUAAACUCUGGAAGAGACCUCAUUGCCCCCCUGUGGACUCACUUUGACAACAGACAGGGCGGAACAAUCUCCUGUAGAGAGGACACAAGCAGUGAUGUGCUGGCACAAGUCAACGCAGCUAUUAAACAAAACUCCCCUAACGCAAAUUUUACUGCUUCAUCAGCUUUUGUAGCUACCUGGGACAACGUGCCAUACUAUGAUGGUAGAGGGGUGGCUACUUUCCAAGUGGUUUUAGCCUCCAGUGUUCAGCGCUCUUUCAUCCUGCUGAAUUAUGGAAACAUCUCAAAGUUGGGACAAACCUGGCUGGCUGGUUACGACACGGUGGACUCGGCCAAUUCUUUCACGAUUAAAGUAAGCAACGCCUCAGAACUCUCAUCCAGCAGCAAUACCAAUGUGAAUGGUCGCUCCACUUUCCCAGUGGAUGGCUCAACAAAAGUGCCAAGCAAUUUCCUGCCUUCAGACGAUGGCCAAGCAGUGAACUCCACUGCCAACGAUGGAAGCUCAGAUGCCAUUUCCUUGCAGCAGCCUUUCAAAUUCUUUGGACGUACAUACAGUCAGAUCUAUAUGAACAGCAAUGGAUACCUAACAUUUACUAAGCCGCUGCCUGCCUCCAACUCCUCACUGAACCCUAAAAGAGAUAUCAUUGCUCCUCUUUGGACUCAACUUGACAGUAGACGUGGUGGAAGCAUCUCUUACAUCAAUAAGCCAAGCAGUAAUGUUCUGGCACAAGUCACUGCAGCGGUCAAGCAAUACUUCCCCAACAUACCUUUUGCAGCUGCUUCAGCAUUUGUCGCUACCUGGAAAAGUGUGCCCUACAAUAAUAGCGGAGGGGUGGUCAAUUUCCAAGUGGUUUUAGCCUACAAUGUUCAUCGCUCUUUUGUCUUCAACUAUUAUGGAGAUAUUGCAGAGACCGGACAGCCAUGGCAGGCUGGCUAUAGCACCGUGGACUCUGCUAGCUCUUUCCUAGUUCCAGCACGCAGUGUCUCAGAGCUCUCAUCAAGCAGUAAUAUCAAGGUGACAGGUUGCUGGGCUUUCCAGGUGGAUGGGUCACCAAAAUUGCCAGACAAUUUCAUACCAUUUGGAAAUGGAGAAAUGGUAACACCCCGUUUGGACAACGGCAGCUCUGAAGCCAUCAUACUGCAGCAGCCUUUCAAAUAUUUUGGACGCACUCUGAAUCAGACAUUUGUGAACAACAAUGGCCUUCUAACGUUUGCUAAGCUGCCGUCCGACUGCAUCCCCUUUCUGAACUCUGGAAGAGACCUCAUUGCCCCCCUGUGGACUCACUUUGACAACAGACAGGGCGGAACAAUCUCCUGUAGAGAGGACACAAGCAGUGAUGUGCUGGCACAAGUCAACGCAGCUAUUAAACAAAACUCCCCUAACGCAAAUUUUACUGCUUCAUCAGCUUUUGUUGCUACCUGGGACAACGUGCCAUACUAUGAUGGUAGAGGGGUGGCUACUUUCCAAGUGGUUUUAGCCUCCAGUGUUCAGCGCUCUUUCAUCCUGCUGAAUUAUGGAAACAUCUCACAGUUGGGACAAACCUGGCUGGCUGGUUACGACACGGUGGACUCGGCCAAUUCUUUCACGAUUAAAGUAAGCAACGCCUCAGAACUCUCAUCCAGCAGCAAUACCAAUGUGAAUGGUCGCUCCACUUUCCCAGUGGAUGGCUCAACAAAAGUGCCAAGCAAUUUCCUGCCUUCAGACGAUGGCCAAGCAGUGAACUCCACUGCCAACGAUGGAAGCUCAGAUGCCAUUUCCUUGCAGCAGCCUUUCAAAUUCUUUGGACGUACAUACAGUCAGAUCUAUAUGAACAGCAAUGGAUACCUAACAUUUACUAAGCCGCUGCCUGCCUCCAACUCCUCCCUGAACCCUAAAAGAGAUAUCAUUGCUCCUCUUUGGACUCAACUUGACAGUAGACGUGGUGGAAGCAUCUCUUACAUCAAUAAGCCAAGCAGUAAUGUUCUGGCACAAGUCACUGCAGCGGUCAAGCAAUACUUCCCCAACAUACCUUUUGCAGCUGCUUCAGCAUUUGUCGCUACCUGGAAAAGUGUGCCCUACAAUAAUAGCGGAGGGGUGGUCAAUUUCCAAGUGGUUUUAGCCUACAAUGUUCAUCGCUCUUUUGUCUUCAUCUAUUAUGGAGAUAUUGCAGAGACCGGACAGCCAUGGCAGGCUGGCUAUAGCACCGUGGACUCUGCUAGCUCUUUCCUAGUUCCAGCACGCAGUGUCUCAGAGCUCUCAUCAAGCAGUAAUAUCAAGGUGACAGGUUGCUGGGCUUUCCAGGUGGAUGGGUCACCAAAAUUGCCAGACAAUUUCAUACCAUUUGGAAAUGGAGAAAUGGUAACACCCCGUUUGGACAACGGCAGCUCUGAAGCCAUCAUACUGCAGCAGCCUUUCAAAUAUUUUGGACGCACUCUGAAUCAGACCUUUGUGAACAACAAUGGCCUUCUAACGUUUGCUAAGCCGCCGUCAGACUGCAUCCCCUUUCUGAACUCUGGAAGAGACCUCAUUGCCCCCCUGUGGACUCACUUUGACAACAGACAGGGCGGAACAAUCUCCUGUAGAGAGGACACAAGCAGUGAUGUGCUGGCACAAGUCAACGCAGCUAUUAAACAAAACUCCCCUAACGCAAAUUUUACUGCUUCAUCAGCUUUUGUAGCUACCUGGGACAACGUGCCAUACUAUGAUGGUAGAGGGGUGGCUACUUUCCAAGUGGUUUUAGCCUCCAGUGUUCAGCGCUCUUUCAUCCUGCUGAAUUAUGGAAACAUCUCACAGUUGGGACAAACCUGGCUGGCUGGUUACGACACGGUGGACUCGGCCAAUUCUUUCACGAUUAAAGUAAGCAACGCCUCAGAACUCUCAUCCAGCAGCAAUACCAAUGUCAAUGGUCGCUCCACUUUCCCAGUGGAUGGCUCAACAAAAGUGCCAAGCAAUUUCCUGCCUUCAGACGAUGGCCAAGCAGUGAACUCCACUGCCAACGAUGGAAGCUCAGAUGCCAUUUCCUUGCAGCAGCCUUUCAAAUUCUUUGGACGUACAUACAGUCAGAUCUAUAUGAACAGCAAUGGAUACCUAACAUUUACUAAGCCGCUGCCUGCCUCCAACUCCUCCCUGAACCCUAAAAGAGAUAUCAUUGCUCCUCUUUGGACUCAACUUGACAGUAGACGUGGUGGAAGCAUCUCUUACAUCAAUAAGCCAAGCAGUAAUGUUCUGGCACAGGUCACUGCAGCGGUCAAGCAAUACUUCCCCAACAUACCUUUUGCAGCUGCUUCAGCGUUUGUCGCUACCUGGAAAAGUGUGCCUUACAAUAAUAGCGGAGGGGUGGUCAAUUUCCAAGUGGUUUUAGCCUACAAUGUUCAUCGCUCUUUUGUCUUCAUCUAUUAUGGAGAUAUUGCAGAGACCGGACAGCCAUGGCAGGCUGGCUAUAGCACCGUGGACUCUGCUAGCUCUUUCCUAGUUCCAGCACGCAGUGUCUCAGAGCUCUCAUCAAGCAGUAAUAUCAAGGUGACAGGUUGCUGGGCUUUCCAGGUGGAUGGGUCACCAAAAUUGCCAGACAAUUUCAUACCAUUUGGAAAUGGAGAAAUGGUAACACCCCGUUUGGACAACGGCAGCUCUGAAGCCAUCAUACUGCAGCAGCCUUUCAAAUAUUUUGGACGCACUCUGAAUCAGACCUUUGUGAACAACAAUGGCCUUCUAACGUUUGCUAAGCCGCCGUCCGACUGCAUCCCCUUUCUGAACUCUGGAAGAGACCUCAUUGCCCCCCUGUGGACUCACUUUGACAACAGACAGGGCGGAACAAUCUCCUGUAGAGAGGACACAAGCGGUGAUGUGCUGGCACAAGUCAACGCAGCUAUUAAACAAAACUCCCCUAACGCAAAUUUUACUGCUUCAUCAGCUUUUGUAGCUACCUGGGACAACGUGCCAUACUAUGAUGGUAGAGGGGUGGCUACUUUCCAAGUGGUUUUAGCCUCCAGUGUUCAGCGCUCUUUCAUCCUGCUGAAUUAUGGAAACAUCUCACAGUUGGGACAAACCUGGCUGGCUGGUUACGACACGGUGGACUCGGCCAAUUCUUUCACGAUUAAAGUAACCAACGCCUCAGAACUCUCAUCCAGCAGCAAUACCAAUGUGAAUGGUCGCUCCACUUUCCCAGUGGAUGGCUCAACAAAAGUGCCAAGCAAUUUCCUGCCUUCAGACGAUGGCCAAGCAGUGAACUCCACUGCCAACGAUGGAAGCUCAGAUGCCAUUUCCUUGCAGCAGCCUUUCAAAUUCUUUGGACGUACAUACAGUCAGAUCUAUAUGAACAGCAAUGGAUACCUAACAUUUACUAAGCCGCUGCCUGCCUCCAACUCCUCCCUGAACCCUAAAAGAGAUAUCAUUGCUCCUCUUUGGACUCAACUUGACAGUAGACGUGGUGGAAGCAUCUCUUACAUCAAUAAGCCAAGCAGUAAUGUUCUGGCACAAGUCACUGCAGCGGUCAAGCAAUACUUCCCCAACAUACCUUUUGCAGCUGCUUCAGCGUUUGUCGCUACCUGGAAAAGUGUGCCUUACAAUAAUAGCGGAGGGGUGGUCAAUUUCCAAGUGGUUUUAGCCUACAAUGUUCAUCGCUCUUUUGUCUUCAUCUAUUAUGGAGAUAUUGCAGAGACCGGACAGCCAUGGCAGGCUGGCUAUAGCACCGUGGACUCUGCUAGCUCUUUCCUAGUUCCAGCACGCAGUGUCUCAGAGCUCUCAUCAAGCAGUAAUAUCAAGGUGACAGGUUGCUGGGCUUUCCAGGUGGAUGGGUCACCAAAAUUGCCAGACAAUUUCAUACCAUUUGGAAAUGGAGAAAUGGUAACACCCCGUUUGGACAACGGCAGCUCUGAAGCCAUUAAACUGCAGCAGCCUUUCAAAUAUUUUGGACGCACUCUGAAUCAGACCUUUGUGAACAACAAUGGCCUUCUAACGUUUGCUAAGCCGCCGUCCGACUGCAUCCCCUUUCUGAACUCUGGAAGAGACCUCAUUGCCCCCCUGUGGACUCACUUUGACAACAGACAGGGCGGAACAAUCUCCUGUAGAGAGGACACAAGCAGUGAUGUGCUGGCACAAGUCAACGCAGCUAUUAAACAAAACUCCCCUAACGCAAAUUUUACUGCUUCAUCAGCUUUUGUAGCUACCUGGGACAACGUGCCAUACUAUGAUGGUAGAGGGGUGGCUACUUUCCAAGUGGUUUUAGCCUCCAGUGUUCAGCGCUCUUUCAUCCUGCUGAAUUAUGGAAACAUCUCAAAGUUGGGACAAACCUGGCUGGCUGGUUACGACACGGUGGACUCGGCCAAUUCUUUCACGAUUAAAGUAAGCAACGCCUCAGAACUCUCAUCCAGCAGCAAUACCAAUGUCAAUGGUCGCUCCACUUUCCCAGUGGAUGGCUCAACAAAAGUGCCAAGCAGUUUCCUGCCUUCAGACGAUGGCCAAGCAGUGAACUCCACUGCCAACGAUGGAAGCUCAGAUGCCAUUUCCUUGCAGCAACCUUUCAAAUUCUUUGGACGUACAUACAGUCAGAUCUAUAUGAACAGCAAUGGAUACCUAACAUUUACUAAGCCGCUGCCUGCCUUCAACUCCUCCCUGAACCCUAAAAGAGAUAUCAUUGCUCCUCUUUGGACUCAACUUGACAGUAGACGUGGUGGAAGCAUCUCUUACAUCAAUAAGCCAAGCAGUAAUGUUCUGGCACAGGUCACUGCAGCGGUCAAGCAAUACUUCCCCAACAUACCUUUUGCAGCUGCUUCAGCGUUUGUCGCUACCUGGAAAAGUGUGCCCUACAAUAAUAGCGGAGGGGUGGUCAAUUUCCAAGUGGUUUUAGCCUACAAUGUUCAUCGCUCUUUUGUCUUCAUCUAUUAUGGAGAUAUUGCAGAGACCGGACAGCCAUGGCAGGCUGGCUAUAGCACCGUGGACUCUGCUAGCUCUUUCCUAGUUCCAGCACGCAGUGUCUCAGAGCUCUCAUCAAGCAGUAAUAUCAAGGUGACAGGUUGCUGGGCUUUCCAGGUGGAUGGGUCACCAAAAUUGCCAGACAAUUUCAUACCAUUUGGAAAUGGAGAAAUGGUAACACCCCGUUUGGACAACGGCAGCUCUGAAGCCAUCAUACUGCAGCAGCCUUUCAAAUAUUUUGGACGCACUCUGAAUCAGACCUUUGUGAACAACAAUGGCCUUCUAACGUUUGCUAAGCCGCCGUCCGACUGCAUCCCCUUUCUGAACUCUGGAAGAGACCUCAUUGCCCCCCUGUGGACUCACUUUGACAACAGACAGGGCGGAACAAUCUCCUGUAGAGAGGACACAAGCAGUGAUGUGCUGGCACAAGUCAACGCAGCUAUUAAACAAAACUCCCCUAACGCAAAUUUUACUGCUUCAUCAGCUUUUGUAGCUACCUGGGACAACGUGCCAUACUAUGAUGGUAGAGGGGUGGCUACUUUCCAAGUGGUUUUAGCCUCCAGUGUUCAGCGCUCUUUCAUCCUGCUGAAUUAUGGAAACAUCUCAAAGUUGGGACAAACCUGGCUGGCUGGUUACGACACGGUGGACUCGGCCAACUCUUUCACGAUUAAAGUAAGCAACGCCUCAGAACUCUCAUCCAGCAGCAAUACCAAUGUGAAUGGUCGCUCCACUUUCCCAGUGGAUGGCUCAACAAAAGUGCCAAGCAAUUUCCUGCCUUCAGACGAUGGCCAAGCAGUGAACUCCACUGCCAACGAUGGAAGCUCAGAUGCCAUUUCCUUGCAGCAGCCUUUCAAAUUCUUUGGACGUACAUACAGUCAGAUCUAUAUGAACAGCAAUGGAUACCUAACAUUUACUAAGCCGCUGCCUGCCUCCAACUCCUCCCUGAACCCUAAAAGAGAUAUCAUUGCUCCUCUUUGGACUCAACUUGACAGUAGACGUGGUGGAAGCAUCUCUUACAUCAAUAAGCCAAGCAGUAAUGUUCUGGCACAAGUCACUGCAGCGGUCAAGCAAUACUUCCCCAACAUACCUUUUGCAGCUGCUUCAGCGUUUGUCGCUACCUGGAAAAGUGUGCCCUACAAUAAUAGCGGAGGGGUGGUCAAUUUCCAAGUGGUUUUAGCCUACAAUGUUCAUCGCUCUUUUGUCUUCAUCUAUUAUGGAGAUAUUGCAGAGACCGGACAGCCAUGGCAGGCUGGCUAUAGCACCGUGGACUCUGCUAGCUCUUUCCUAGUUCCAGCACGCAGUGUCUCAGAGCUCUCAUCAAGCAGUAAUAUCAAGGUGACAGGUUGCUGGGCUUUCCAGGUGGAUGGGUCACCAAAAUUGCCAGACAAUUUCAUACCAUUUGGAAAUGGAGAAAUGGUAACACCCCGUUUGGACAACGGCAGCUCUGAAGCCAUUAUACUGCAGCAGCCUUUCAAAUAUUUUGGACGCACUCUGAAUCAGACCUUUGUGAACAACAAUGGCCUUCUAACAUUUACCGAGCCACUGUUCAACAGCGUGCCCCUUCUGAAUUCUGGAAGAGACAUCAUUGCUCCCCUGUGGACUCACUUUGACAACAGACAGGGCGGAACCAUCUCCUAUAGAGAGGAUACAAGCUGUGCUGUACUGGCACAAGUCACCGCAGCUGUAAAACAAUACUCCCCUAACAUAGAUUUUACUGCUUCCUCAGCUUUUGUUGCUACGUGGGACAACGUGCCAUAUUAUGAUGGUGCAGGGGUAGUUACUUUUCAAGUGAUUUUAGUCUCCAAUGCUGACCACUCCUUCGUCUUGUUCAACUAUGGAAACAUUGCAGAAACAGAGCAGCAAUGGCUAGCUUUCUAUAAUACUGUGGACUCUGUGAACUCUUACACUGUAUCGCUGAUUAAAUCUACUGAAUUAUCAUGCAGCAGCAACGUCAAUGCCAGUGGUCACUGGAUAUUUCCUGUUUAUGAUGUUUGUAGUACCUUAAACUGCACUCAAAAGGAAGUUUGCCGUUAUAAAGAUGGCUACGGCUGUGGUUGUUUGGAAGGACACAGGCCUAAUCCUGAAACUUUUGAUGCCAUGGAGUACUGUGCCAGCAGCACUGGUUUCUUAUCUCUUUCCCGAUGCCAACUCUUCGAAUUUGGGUUUUCUCCCGAGGUCCUACAUCUAAAUGACCCCAACUGCACAGGGAUUGUUGAAAAUGACAGAGUGCUGUUUUAUUUUGACAAUGAAGACCACAUCUGCGGGACAAAUCUGUCGAGCAACUCCACUCACUUCAUCUACCAAAACUCCAUUCAUUCUAAGUUGCCAAAGAGUCUUAUUACAAGAGAAAGAUGGGUAAACAUACAUUUUUCUUGCGUGUACCCUCUGAUCCAGACCCUCUCUAUGCCUAAGGACAUACAAGCAGAACAUAGUGUGUUGAGCAUAGAUCUUCCUGGACAAGGCAUAUAUUGGAUCAGAAUGAUUCCUUAUCAUGAUGCUCAGUUUACCCAACCAUAUGAGGGUGACGUGGAAGUGCAGGUGAACCAGAUGAUGUAUGUGGCGGUUGAGGUGGAAGGAGUGGACAGGCGUCAGAUUGCAACAGUUCUGGACAACUGCUGGGCCACACCAGUGAAUGAUAUUCAACAUCAAACUCGAUGGAACCUCAUUGUUAGAGAAUGCCCCAACCCUGAGGAUGGCACAGUGGAGAUUCUGCAGAAUGGUAAUGACACAACAAGCUAUUUCUCCUUCAGGACGUUCACCUUCACAGGAGCUUCGAACCGCAUCUUUUUGCACUGUCAGGUCCACCUCUGCCUGGUGCAGAAUGGCAAAUGUGCACAGUCAUGUGAGCCUGGAUGUAAACGCAGAAGGCGUCGAUCUUUGGACUUUCAACACACUGCCUCGAUCACCAUUGGACUUUAAGAGCUGGAUAAAAGAUGCCUGAUGUCAAAACGAUUAUUUAAAACACUAAACCAUAUGUUAUUGAGGAGGAGCAUGUCCUGGGCUAUUAAUGUGUUAAAUUAAAGGAUUUGUUUUUUGUUUGUUUUUGUCUAUUUUCAGUGUUGUAGUAAUAGUAUGUUCUUAAAUAAAUUUGAUUAGCAUAUAA